This is a messenger RNA of Synchiropus splendidus (mandarinfish), 2182 nucleotides long. It is a transcript of the gene dap, whose product is annotated as death-associated protein. Bases 191 to 505 code for a protein of 104 amino acids. NCBI's taxonomy places the organism in Eukaryota, Metazoa, Chordata, Actinopteri, Syngnathiformes, Callionymidae. Gene Ontology annotation, molecular function: death domain binding. The record is from RefSeq and is a predicted model, not a curated record. Gene Ontology annotation, biological process: cellular response to amino acid starvation; negative regulation of autophagy; apoptotic signaling pathway. The transcript has 4 exons.
UGCCUGACGGCGGAGGCGUCAGACGUCACGACGCACUCUCCCCCAAACAAUACUCGGGGAAAAAGCCACGUUGACGUCUCGGACUGAAGAGUAAACCGGACUGAAGAGUCAAUUUUGGCCAGAAUAGCAGCGAAAUUCGCGCGUGGUCGGUGGUAUUUUGUGUCUGUGAGGACUGUGGAGUAGGGCCGCCAUGUCAUCACCACCGAAGGAGAAAGUGGAGACCAAAGGCGGACAUCCUCCCGCAGUGAAGGCCGGAUGCAUGAGGAUAGUGCAGAAGCAUCAGCCGACUCCUGCGCCAGCACCGCCACAGAAAGAUGAUGAAGAGGAGUAUGAGACCAGCAGUCCGCCCAAGGUUCCGGUGGUUGUAUCUGGAGUGGUGACAAAGGGUGAUAGGGACUUCACCCCGGCAGCUGCCCAGGUGGCCCACCAGAAGCCCCAGCCUGGCAUCCCGAAGCUGCCCCCCAGCCAGCACAUCAACCAGCACAUCCACCAGCCCCGCAAGUGAACCAGCCGGAGGACGCUGGCACGGCUGCGUGACCGCCACCCGCUGGCCUCCCUGACCCGACGCACGUGUUGAUGUUUCCUCAGCAGGCACAGAUCCCAACCGCAGAGUCCGAAAUCAUUUUUGUCCAACGUUGCUUUAACUAAUCUAUCGAACGCCUAAUUCCAAAGUGGUCGCAGCGGAAGUCUAAAACCUAUUAUUAGCUCAGCACUUUUGGUCCUUCCCUCGUGAGGACCGUUGAGUCUUAAGGCAGUCCAGCGUGUCGUCUAAACCGCCUGCCAUUAUAAAAGAAGCAAACAAGUAAAUCAGUUUCAUAUCUGCGCCUGUAGGGUGAACUGUCAUGACGACGCGCCACCACCACCACCACCAGCCAUAAACCACCUCCGGCCUUCGACCCAUGACCUUCGCAGACCAAGAGAGCCAAUCGUGACAUGACAAGGAUGCAGUUUCUACACAAAAAUAAGAAGUAAACAUCACACCUGGCCCAAACACUGUCACCUCCAGUGGCAGAAGAAACAUUCCGUUAGGUUCCAGAAGAUUUUUUGUUGUCAGAAUCAGCCUGUAUAAAGAAGCUUUAGAUGAUUCAGAGCCAUUUUUUGAUUUUGAAUUGAACAGGCAAUUGUCUCAUUUCACUCAUUAAAACAGCACAUUUGAUCCAAGUCUCUACACUCAUUGCUAAAUAAAAGUGAAAUCAAAAGAAAAAAAUCUAUAAUUUAACUUGCCAUAUUUCACUCUGACACUUCUGAAAGGGCUUCUAGUUUUUCUAAUGCAUCGUUUCCAUAAAUAUAGUUCCAUCGACAACUUGCAACCUGAAAAUGACUUCCAAAGAAGUCAUUUUCCUUUGUUAUUCGGCACCUUCAAAUCUUCAAUUUAACCAAAUUUGUGAUCAUUCUUGUUUAGGAAUGACCUACAUCUGAGUGGUAAUGCCUUAAAUUGGAAAGAUACUUAAUUUUUUGGGGACAUUUUCAGUCUCGCUCCAGUUUUAUCUCACUUUAUUUCUAGUUUUCACAGCUUUUGCUUUACCAAAACUGCAUGCUUCGGUUUCAGCUGUUAACUCACUAUAUGUGACGUAUAGUCAUGGGGCGAACACACAAACACGUCUCAGCCGUCUGCAUUAUUCCAGAGCGUAUAUUUUUCUAGCUCGCAGCAACUGCAUUGUGCUUCAUCUGUUCUUGGCAGCGUUAUCAAAGUUUCAUAUGAAAGGCUCGGGAGUGAAGUCCAGCAGUGCCUCUAGACAUCCUGCUUGAUAUAUCUGCUUCUGUUUGGCUUGUGUACCUCAGAAUCAACACGCUUAGUGAGUUUGAGCAGAAACAUGGACUGUAAUUCAAAUUAAAGCGUCCACACGUCCGUAAAGUCACUCGCACUGUUGUUCUAGGCUUCAGCCAAAGUCUUAGUUUUCAAACGCUUUGUUUACAUAUCGUCUGAGCACCCUUCUCCUUAAUCCACUUACUCUCAAGUGUCAACGGUUGCAACACUAAUGUUCAGGUUUUCUGGAAAUAAAGUAUUGUAUCGCACCAAUAAAAGAAGUAAUGGCUGUUAAUAUAAUUAAGAGUUUUAUUUUGUCUUUGUUCGCUGUUCUUUUAUGAAGUGAAACUGUUCAAAUUGUACAAAUCUUAAACGGUUGAGUGGACGUAGGUGUAGGGCUGGUUGUCUUAUCAAUAAAGAAGUACUUGAGCAUCA